This is a messenger RNA of Wyeomyia smithii (pitcher-plant mosquito), 1216 nucleotides long. RefSeq names its product pyridoxine/pyridoxamine 5'-phosphate oxidase-like. Bases 334 to 1059 code for a protein of 241 amino acids. Gene Ontology annotation, biological process: pyridoxine biosynthetic process; pyridoxal 5'-phosphate biosynthetic process. The record is from RefSeq and is a predicted model, not a curated record. Gene Ontology annotation, molecular function: pyridoxamine phosphate oxidase activity; FMN binding. Lineage: Eukaryota; Metazoa; Arthropoda; Insecta; Diptera; Culicidae. The transcript is spliced from 5 exons.
AAGUAGGUAGUAUUGCAAUCACUACUCGUGAAGUCUAAUCAGCUUGUUUUUGACAAUCGCCGGUGUGAGAUAAUCAAUAUUGUGACAAAAUUAUCGAAACUUACGGUUUCGCGUUAAAAGGACCUGCGAUUACUAGCGGUUAGAUUAACUGUCAUAUACAGCAAGAUUGUGUUGAAGUGUUUACUGCUUGUUCAGUGAUUAGUGCGAUGUUUUGAUAAUUUGCAUACUAAAUCCAUUGUCAGCUGGAGGAUUUGAUAACUGCGGACUGAACUAUUAUCAUUGUGUUUUCUACUUUUGAAAUCGUGUUUUUAGUUUGCUUUCUGCACCCAUCGAAUGAUAUUAAAAUUUUUUCGCAGAAUGUCGUCGGUUGAUAUAUCAGCGCUUCGUAUUAAAUAUAAACAGAAGAAGGACAUUUUCCACGAGUCAAGCAUACAAGUGAAGGAUCCACUGCACCUGUUUCGGAAAUGGUUCGACGAAGCUUGCAACACUCCAGAAAUCAUCGAACCGAACGCAAUGUGCUUGGCAACAGCGACUAAAGAUGCUGCACCGUCGGCUAGGUUUGUGCUUCUAAAGGAUGUGAGCGAAUGUGGAUUUACGUUUUUCACCAAUUACGAUAGUCGGAAAGCGGAAGAAUUGGCUGAAAACCCCAAAGUGGCAUUGGCGUUUUACUGGUUGCCCUUGCGUCGCUCGGUACGCAUUGAAGGUACAGCGGAGCGUAUUUCGCGUGCCGAUUCGGAGGCCUACUUUCACCAGCGACCGCGUGCCAGUCAGAUCGGAGCUUUGGCCAGUCCACAGAGUAAACCGAUUCCGAGUCGUGAUUUUCUGGACCAAAAGGAACAGCAAAUUAAAUCCGAACUCGGUCCAGACGGUGUAGUUCCGCUGCCGAACUGGGGCGGCUAUCUGGUACGACCGGCAGCCGUUGAGUUCUGGCAGGGACAAACCGACCGGCUGCACGAUCGGAUUCGAUUCCGGCGGGAACUGCGUCCCGGGGAGGCGGUCGAUGAGAAUCUUCUGCAUCAAGGCGAAAAUGGUUGGCUCUAUGAACGAUUGGCACCUUAGACUAAGUUGUACUAGCGCAAAAAUGUGGGCUUCCAUUUAGGUGAAAUUUGAAUUUUCUAGUACUAGAAUUGGUACAAAUUGAAUUAUUUGUUGAAAAAUAUGUUGCUUAUAAUAGAAGUUGAGUUAAUUGUUAUGAAUAAAAUAUUCACAUAUCGCA